Molecule: messenger RNA, 2611 nt
Organism: Symsagittifera roscoffensis
Lineage: Eukaryota; Metazoa; Xenacoelomorpha; Acoela; Convolutidae
Product: protein FAM91A1-like
Source: RefSeq, a predicted model, not a curated record
UGUUAUGGGUUCUAAAAUCGAAGAGUUUAUCCGCGCUGGUGUGAGCUGGGUUGCACUUCCAGAAGAUUUGCAGUCAAGUCUCAGCAACUCAGAACUGGAAUACAGCAAACUUGUCAAACAGUUUUCUACAAGAUGUCAGCUUAGAUAUCGAGACCACUUGAUUAACAGUGUGUACAAAGACGAAAGACAAUAUUAUAAACAAAUGAUAGACUAUUGCAUCGACAAUUUGAUGGUUUUUCCGUAUCACUUAUCAGAUAUAUUCCACACGUUACAUACUUCUCCCUUCGUGUAUUACACCAGCAUGGUUAGAUCACUUAUGAAAGCAGAUAAAAGUUAUGACUCACUUCCAAAUUUCACCGCAGUCGAUUGCCUGAGAGUUCUUGGCAUUGGGCGAAACCAGUACAUUGACCUGAUGAACCAGUCUAGACUCCAGAAAAAUUCCAGUUUGCAGAAGUUUUUCAAAAAGAAAGCAAUAUCGGAUUUGUUGCCGAAAGAACCAAUUAAGAUCAAGAUUGAAAACUGGUGGAGAGUACGGCUAGCCACAGUAACUGAAACAGACGUACUUCGUUCAACGCCAGAGGAGAAAGAGUUAAUUGACUUUUUAGUAGCAAACAAACGUCACUUGGCUGGAAAACUAGACUUGAGAUUACUAAGGAAUCUUUAUUCUCAUGGAAUGAUCUUUUUCGAUGUUCCUAUUACUGAAAUUGAUACUGUAUCUCUUCCUCCCUUAGACAAUUUUGUUAUGAAUCGAACAUCAGGAGAUGAAAUUGAAUUACUGCUCUACAAGUUGUUCCAAGUUCUGGACGAAACUAUGACUAUGAAAGAGCUCGCAACUAUGCUUGAUCUAGACGUUAAAACGGUUCUAAUGACAGUUUCUUUGAUGUGUAGGCUUGGUUUUUGCCACAAGAGGAAAAGCGAAAUGGAUCAAUCAGAGCUACAUGAAUCUUGGUUGACAGUUGAAAAUGGCACGAAAGAGCAUAAUGCGCCGGCACCGUUUCCGGUUAAAAAUGUUAUUGAUUUCAUAGACAUGGACGAGCUCUCCGAUGAUUUACUCGAAAACUCGCCAAUAAUCGCUAAGAGCGUAUCGACGUCACAAUUUUCCUUGACAUCUAAAAGUGAAGGUCAACCGCUUGUGAAGGAACUGGAACUUUCAGGAGGCGAGAGCUCUUCCAGAUGCAAGAUUGCAUUUUUAUUUGAUUCCACUCUCACAGCAUUCCUGAUGAUGGGAAAUUUGACUCCCGGUUUGAAGACCCAUGCAGUGACCAUGUUCGAAGUAGGAAAGUUAUCAGACGAGUCUAUGGACAGUUUCAUUAGUGAGCUUGAAAAAGUGAAGUUGGACAUAGACGAACAAGAAGGCGAGGCUCAAAGGUACUUCGAUCACGCCCAGAUACUUCACAGAACUCUUAAGCUUUUGAGAUACAACGAUAAAAUUGCAUUCGGUGAAGAGAUGAACUCUCCAGGAAUUGACUUACUGCGGUGUGAAAGUCUACUUAACCUUGAGUUUGAUAUUUGCCAAAGGCUAAUGCAGAAGAACUACCAAGCUCUAAUUUCAAUGGCACCUCUUUCCCAAGAAGUCUCACCAGUUAGCUGUUUGGACCCUUAUCAUGUGGGACCAUUCAUACCGGAAAUGAAUUCACCCUGGUUCAAACUGUUUCUAUACAGAACGCUGGGCCGAGGACCUCCCUCGAUGCUUCUUUGCAAAGGGUUCCGACUCCGACAAAUCCCAGUGAUGUUCCUGGAAUAUGAGAAACUCCUUGUGACUUGCUGGGGCCAUGAUUCUAGUCUAGUUUCAACAUGCAGUUGUCUUAUUAUGCUGAAUGACGCUCUCUGUAAUAUGCCAGUUUUGGUUCAAGGUUACUCACGGUACAGCGAAAGCGAACUUUGUACUAAAUACGUCCCGUUUCCUCUUGAUCAAGAUAGUCUAGAAGCUCAUAAAGGUCUUGUAGCGUCGUUAGAGAAUCAUUUGGAUGUUACCAAUGGGUUUGGGUUUUUAACUCUCGCCAAGACUCCUAAAUCAAAAGUUAUAGAAAACAUUCCUCAAUCUGAGCCAAACGAAACUCCCGAAAAUUCAGCUUCACCUGAAAUCGAGGAACUGACUCCAAAACAGGUGCAAUAUCUAUUGGAUUGCUCUUCAAUCAGUGCUAUGAAUCAGGAUGAGGAAUGCAAAGACGAACACUAUGAGUGGUCCGUGUUUGAUGUCGAUUGCGGGCUGCCCUUGUUCGACGAAGCUUUGAACUCUUACGUCUGUGAUAUACUUACAAAUUCUGGUAUAUUCUCACAAGAACACCAGCAGAAGUUUUUGCAGUCAAAUCUGACGUUAUCGAUGCAGUUGUUGAAAUUUAUAAAGGCAUGUUGCGAAAACGACUUAAAAAGUGAAGAGAUGGAUGUGAGAGCGUACAUUAGAAAACGGGCUCCGCUCCAAAUGCCAACCUGUAAUGUUUUGUACAGUAGAAACUCGAAAGAGGUUAAAUUGUGGAAGUUUUAAAGUGUUAAUAAGUUAAAGUGUAAACCAUAUCAAAUAAAGUUCAUUCCUGGUGAUUGCUAGUUAUUGUUGUAUUUAUUUAAAAUGUACAAAAAUAAAUAAAUCAUUUGUGAAAACAAGAAAUUAUAU